Messenger RNA from Anthonomus grandis grandis, 986 nucleotides. Its product is annotated as histidine-rich glycoprotein-like. The record is from RefSeq and is a predicted model, not a curated record. Bases 123 to 890 code for a protein of 255 amino acids. NCBI's taxonomy places the organism in Eukaryota, Metazoa, Arthropoda, Insecta, Coleoptera, Curculionidae. The transcript has a single exon.
AAACGAAAAAAAAAAAACAAUUCUGCGGUAAAUCAGAAAACCAUUGUAGCGAAUAUCGGUAUAAAAGGCCCGGUAGCCUCCAUCGAAAUCAGUUCCAACUCAGUGUUCCAUCACCGAACAUCAUGAAUACCCUUAAAGGGCUCUGUGUGCUCGCCCUAGUGGCCCUCUGCGCAAUUUCUUACACCCAAGCGAGGGAGAUCUCCAGGGAGAGACGUGAAGCUGAGGCGGUCAGCGAUCUAGAAGCAGCCGCCUCUGGUCACGGACACAAAUGGGAUAAGGGCGGCGGCCACGAACACCACGCGGACCACCACUCGUCCCACGGGGAGAAAGGCGACAAGGGAUACAAGGGACACCACCACCACGAGAAGGGCGAAAAGGGACACCACGACAAGGAGGGACACAAACACCACUACGAAGAACACGGGGGCCACAAAAAGAAGCACCACCACGACGACGGGUACCACGGCGAACACCACAAGGGCGAAAAGGGCGAGAAGGGACACAAGUACGGUGAGAAGGGCCACUACAAGAAGGGACACCACACCCACGGCGGCCACGACGUACAUAAACUCGACGAGUACAAGAAGGAGAAACACUUCUUCGAUGAAGACCACGACUCAGGCCACCACGAGAAACACGGAGGGUUCCACCACGAGCACGGAUACAAGAAGGGCGGUCACAAGAAGGGCGGACACAAGAAGGGCGGCCACCACGAGGACCACUACGGGAAGAAGGGUCACCAUGAGAAGGGAGGGCACCACCACGAGGAGGGCGGCCACAAGAAAGCGGGCGGCCACGAUUCUCACCAUCACCACGAGCACAAACACGGCAAAAAGGGCGGCCACGAGGACCACAAACACUGGGGCCACAAGAAGAGCAGUAAACACUGAUGUGCGCCCGUUUUACCAUUGUGUUGUUGACUAUGUUACGAUUGUUGUUGUUUUUGUUUUGUUAUCUGGUUUUAAAAAUAAAAAUGUGAUUUAAUA